CUCUUUGUGGGCCAUUUUUCAGCCUCCACAGCAUGUUUGGUACACAUAAUUGCGGUUUAGUCAUUGGAGUGGAAUAUUGCAAUGCAUCAUGCGACUUUGGGACUGAGUCUGUCUCAACCCUCAGACACUGAAUGAGGCAUCAUCCAGGGGAAGAAGAGGACCACGGACGGGCAGAGAAGUGACGGGUCGCUGGGCCAAAAUCUUGCCUGCUGUGGCAGAGUCUGAGACUCUGGACAAGACAUCCUCAUGCCACUUGUCAAUAACAAAGUGGGUGAUGAUUGCACAAUCGGCACAGACAAAGCUUUGGCUGAGGGGAAGGCUCUGGUGGAUUCUUUGAUAAGGGUGGUGGCAUGUUACCGCCACUUGGCCUCGUGUGUUGGUGGUUGCACGGACAGCUUGCAGCUGCGAGAUGAGCUGCGACAAACUCGAGAAAAGGCCCAAAAGUUGGCCAUGACCAUCUGUCACCAUCUGACCUCACAUCUCCGAGACAAGAGCCUGCCCGAGGAGCGGCGAAAGGAGAUGGAGCUCCUCUGGGUGUCCUUCUCCUCCAGCCUAGAGCUCCUCCAUGUUGACAUGUGCAAAGUUUUCAACAUGGGUGACACCUUCUCUCUGGUCAACACUGAUACACUGGUGCAAACUGGCCUACAAGGAGGAGGCAGUGAGGUAGCAGCUCGGGCACUCAGUCUGCCAGACCUGAACCAAACUCAGAGCCCGACCCUCCCUGCUGGCCUGGAGGAGGAGGAGCGCAGCACCUUGGAGAAGGAGAUCAGCCAAGUGGACCACAUGAUCGAAGACAUGGAGAUGAAAGUCAACGUGUUGCGCUGGAUGGUGGAGCCCCACGGGCCACAGUACGCAGACCCGCUCAGCAGCACAGACAGCGCCUCCCUGGCUCUGCUGUCUGUUGAUGAGGAGCAGCCAGGACAGCAGACUCUCUGCCAGCGCAAUCAAAUCUUUGUGCUCUUAUUGCUGUUUGCUGUUGUUUUGGUGGCCGGAACUUUAUCUGUCUGUGUUGUCUUAUUUUCAUGAGCAAAACCUUAACACACUCAACUUAUUGUUUCUGUAAAACUUCAGCAAAACUCAGUAACACUGUAAAUAAAUUAAAAAAAAAAAUACUUAAAGUACAGUAAGUUUCUCUUUACUUAAGUUUUUCAAAAAAGGUAACAUCUAGUAACAGCAGAUAAAUUAUCUACUGCAUGAGCUCAUUUGUAUCUUAAUAAAUCUGGAUGUAAACCAGUUUGCCACUUUCUUGCAGUGAAUCCAAAGCUGCCAUAUUCUUUGAAAUAUCUUUGUUUAACAAAGUGAAAUAAAACACAUGGUUGCCAGUUAGAACUGAAAAGAACAUAGGACAGGCAGCUGAUUUUACUUAUCCAACUGUAAAAAGGAAUAGCGUAUAUUUCCCCUUGGUUGUAUACAUUCUCCUGACUAAUUUGUGAUAUAUGAAAGGAGCAAUCUCUGAUUUAAAAAAUUCUCUCAUUUUAUUCUUUGUUGCCAUGGAGAAGACAUAGGUGUUGAUGCUUUGUAGUUGACAUACCGUAAUAAGCGACAUCUUCACUUCCAAUGAAUGAAUUGUUGUUGUGUAUAUAAUCUGUGCUGUAGAGAACUGAUGGUGUAUACUUAUGCAUUAUAAAAGC
This is a messenger RNA of Scatophagus argus, 1631 nucleotides long. RefSeq names its product regulator of G protein signaling 9 binding protein. Gene Ontology annotation, biological process: G protein-coupled receptor signaling pathway. Gene Ontology annotation, cellular component: neuron projection. Bases 247 to 1026 code for a protein of 259 amino acids. NCBI's taxonomy places the organism in Eukaryota, Metazoa, Chordata, Actinopteri, Scatophagidae. The transcript is spliced from 3 exons. The record is from RefSeq and is a predicted model, not a curated record.